AUGAAUGUGCAAGCACAAGGCAUCAAAGUAGCUGUGUUAUCACCUACAGCGAAUGAGGAGUUUUAUCUUGGCGAGAAACUGUUCUUUGACUAUGCCCCUUUGGAUAGUAGUAUCAAGCAACUGAAUAUAUUCAUGGACAGUUUUGGGAAAAUCAACUCUGAAGUUGCUAUCAAAUUAGUAGCAGACAUUUCAAAGGCACCAAAUGGGACUUAUAAUGCGAAUGAUCAUACCUAUAACAAAUACUCGCUAUAUUAUACAAUCCCUGCAAGCUUGCCCAUAGAAAAUGAAGCUUUUCAGAUUUCAUUUGAAACAUCGGAAGGCGACAUUGUCAUUCCCAUCAAGAUAAAAGCCCCAUUGCCAGCCACGACAACAAGUGCUCAGGUAUCAACGAGUGUUGCCGUACAUGUAACCGAGAUCAUUUUGCCAACAACCACGGUUACUGCAAACAGCACCACUGUGAUUCACACAGCCUCGCCUCUAGACAUGGUCACCAGGUCAGCGUUAUUAAACAGUGUAACAUCGAUGAUGAGCACCGCAACACAUUCAAGUGCUACUCCUGCUACUCCUGCUGCAUCAUCCUCACAGACCCCGGUAUCAUCUGUAUCAAAUAUAAGCACAUCAUCAUUCCCUCAACCCGUUUCUUCUUCUUCUUUCUCUCCUACUUUAUCCCUCUCUCUUAAUCCAUCCACAUCUUCCGCAUCUUGGACUGGACUAUUCUCAGCAAGUCUAAUAGCAAGCACCACACCUAUACCACCUGAUCCCGAAAGCUUCAUGCAAUCCUCUGCUGCUAGAAAUUACAUGCAAAACAGUGAAUUUUCAUUCAUUGCUGCAACGUUGCUUGCAUUACUGUUGGUGCGAUUGUUACUGGUUUAA
Mucor velutinosus is the source of this 873-nucleotide messenger RNA. RefSeq lists its product as uncharacterized. The transcript has 3 exons. NCBI's taxonomy places the organism in Eukaryota, Fungi, Mucoromycota, Mucoromycetes, Mucorales, Mucoraceae. The coding region runs from base 1 to 873 and encodes 290 amino acids. The record is from RefSeq and is a predicted model, not a curated record.